Rhizopus microsporus ATCC 52813 is the source of this 1049-nucleotide messenger RNA. RefSeq names its product GatB/YqeY domain-containing protein. Gene Ontology annotation, cellular component: mitochondrion. Lineage: Eukaryota; Fungi; Mucoromycota; Mucoromycetes; Mucorales; Rhizopodaceae. Gene Ontology annotation, molecular function: carbon-nitrogen ligase activity, with glutamine as amido-N-donor. The record is from RefSeq and is a predicted model, not a curated record. The transcript has 3 exons. The coding region runs from base 179 to 703 and encodes 174 amino acids.
UUUCUCCUUCUUUUCUUUCUUGUCUGUCUUCUUUUCUAAGAUCUGCUCUGAAUUAUCCUUUUUGUCGCUUUUGCCCAUUGCUUAUGAAAAGAGAUUGAUCAAUGUAAAAAUUUCUUUCAAAAAUAAGACGAAAGCGGAGUAUUAACUUGUUUUCUUCUUUGUCCCCUUGCAAAAAAAUAUGUCAAUGAUUGCACGAUCUAUUCGACCUUUCACUAUUGUCAAUCGAUUCUAUACGACAGCUGCAGCUUCAGAAUCAAUUGUCGCACGUCUCAAGAAUGACCGCAAGACAUUUAUGAAAGAAAAGAAGCAACCAGAUCUCAACGUACUUAAAGGACUCUUGAGCGAUUUCACUUAUUAUACAAAAAGCCCUAGCUUCAAGGAAGGCACCUCUGAUGAUGAAGCCAUGAUGUCAGUCUUGCAAAAGGCUAUCAAGCGUCGUCAGGAUUCUAUUGAACAAUUCAAGUCUGGGGGAAGACCUGAGUUAGCAGAACAAGAGUUGCAAGAAUUAAAAGUACUCGAAUCAUAUUUACCUGAACAAAUGUCAGCUGAAGCGAUUGAAAAGGAAGUUAAGAGUUUAAUAGAACAACUCGGUGCUACCAGUGCUAAAGAUAUGGGUAAAGUUAUGAAGGCUUGGAAGCAUGAUUCAGCUGUAGCGGAUCGUAAACUUGUCAGUGAUGCUGUAAAGAAACUAUUGAGCCAAUAAACAGUUUAGAUAUAUGAUAAAGAAGAAGUGCGCGAUCAUAUGAGGUUCAUUUGUCUCAUGAAAAUAACGCAGCAAGGGUUGUUACCCAAGCGGUUAUUAUCCCUCACACACAUAUACUGUAUGUGUAUCGAACGUUUUCACAGUGUAAUCAUUUCGCCCAAUUUACAUUUUAUGCUUACUGUUGUGAAAUGAGUCAACAUUUUCAAUCUUUUUAUUAUUCCAACACAAAGCUCAUUAGCUUUAUCAAGAUUGUCAAAAGGACAUAAAAGCUUGCUUUGGCCUGAACUGAUAGAUUCUUAAAAAUAAAUGGCGGAUUUUAAAAUCGUACUUCUCCUGCUCAAUCUGG